AUGUCCUCCCUUACACCCUUCGCGAAGAAGCAUAAGGUCACCGUGAUUGGCUCUGGCAACUGGGGUUCGACCAUAGCUAAGAUGGUCGCCGAGAGCACCGCUGAGCAUUCAGACCUCUUCGAACGGGAUGUGCAGAUGUGGGUGUACGAGGAGGAGGUACAGCUUGACGAGAAGUCAAAGCAUUACAAGGCGUCCUCAGAGCUCAGUCAAGGACCCCAGAAGCUUACUCGGAUCAUAAACACCUUCCAUGAGAACAUCAAAUAUCUUCCAGGAAUUGCCCUGCCUGACAAUGUCAUUGCCAAUCCCUCUCUCACCGAUUCAGUGAAAGAUUCGUCGAUCCUCAUCUUCAAUCUGCCGCACCAGUUCAUCCUAGGCCUUUGCAAACAACUCAGAGGCCAUAUCCUUCCAUAUGCUCGAGGCAUUUCUUGUAUCAAGGGCGUGAACGUUCAUGAAUCAUCAAUCAGUCUGUUCUCUGAGACCAUUGGCGAAGAGCUGGGAAUAUACUGUGGUGCCCUGUCAGGAGCGAACAUUGCAAGCGAAGUUGCUCAAGAGAAGUUCUCCGAGACAACCAUUGCAUACGAUCCACCCCCGGUUGACUCCCAAGCACCAACUCCUGCAACAUCGCAAGGCCCAAGUCCUGUAUCAAGUCAUGUUGACCUGACCAAACUCGCCCACAAAGAUGUCAGUGGUAAACCAUCAAAAGUCAAACUUCGGCCACUGCCUCAAGAGUAUCAAGCGAUCGACCACACUACUAUUAAGAAGCUUUUCCACAGACGCUAUUUCCACGUCCGUGUCGUUUCUGAUGUUGCCGGUGUCUCACUUGGCGGUGCUCUCAAGAACGUCAUAGCUGUUGCUGCUGGUUGGGUUGAUGGUCUAGGCUGGGGUGACAAUGCAAAAGCAGCAAUCAUGCGAGUUGGCCUUCUUGAAAUGCGAGAGUUUGGAGACAGAUUCUUUCCUCAUACGGUAAACCCAGACACUUUCACAGUUGAAUCUGCUGGUGUCGCGGAUCUCAUCACCACAUGCUCAGGCGGAAGAAAUCAUCGAUGCGCAAUGCUCAGUAUCCGCGAAGGCAAAUCAAUCGAAGAGAUUGAAGCCAGAGAGCUCAACGGACAAAAACUUCAGGGUGCUAUGACCGCCGUUGAAGUCAACACCUUCCUAAAGAGUCAAGGUGCGGAGAAGGACUUUCCUCUCAUGACUGCGGUUUUCAACAUCUUGAAAGGCAACGGCAGGGCAGAAGAUAUCCCUGACUUGAUUGAACCAAAUGAUUGA
Exophiala aquamarina CBS 119918 is the source of this 1269-nucleotide messenger RNA. RefSeq names its product glycerol-3-phosphate dehydrogenase [NAD+]. The coding region runs from base 1 to 1269 and encodes 422 amino acids. The transcript is spliced from 2 exons. Gene Ontology annotation, cellular component: nucleus; glycerol-3-phosphate dehydrogenase (FAD) complex; cytosol. The record is from RefSeq and is a predicted model, not a curated record. Gene Ontology annotation, molecular function: NAD binding; glycerol-3-phosphate dehydrogenase [NAD(P)+] activity. Gene Ontology annotation, biological process: carbohydrate metabolic process; glycerol-3-phosphate catabolic process. Lineage: Eukaryota; Fungi; Ascomycota; Eurotiomycetes; Chaetothyriales; Herpotrichiellaceae.